UCUGGGCAAAUUUAAAUGUGCAUAACUAAUAAGUGAUAAAUAUGCUGAAUAUUAAGAUAAGAAACUGCAUACAAAGUCACGAAUAUGUAACUUUUUGCUGAUAAUUGCAGAAGUCACGCAGGUUUAGUCGCAUAUGUGACAAUAAUCGUCAAAAUAUUAACAACAAAUAUGUAACAAAUAAAUUUAUAUAGAAGAAGCUCUUUAAUUUGGAAAAAAUUUAAUUUGAAAAAUUGGUCUUAUUGGAUUCGAGCGAUCAACUGGAUUAAAACGAAUUUUCGUUCUGGCAACAGAGAUGUAUGAACAGAGAUAAGCAUAAGAAGUAUAUAUUGCAAAAAUAAUUUGCAUCUACAUGCUACAUUCCACUGUGCCACUUAAAGAAUCGCAAGUAUAUCGCUGGAGUAAAAAUAAAAAUGGGCGUGAAAUUGUUUUUCCUGUCGAUAAUAUUUAUUGUAAUAUUGUCGGAAGCAGAGCAGCUGUCGUUCUCUGAUAAAAUACAGACUCUGUUCAACUAUCUCUUCCCUAAGAAUCCCGGUAUAAAAAGGAUAAGAAACGCGGAAGAAGCCAGAGGAGUAAAACAGGUGACCACAUUGGAUUUUAUUGGUUUGGUAGAAAGACAUGGCUAUCCUGCCGAGGAACAUUCCGUUACCACGGAAGAUGGAUAUAACUUGAAGAUACACAGAAUACCUAGCAGUCCUUUGUCUAAAAAUCAAAAUAAAACAGUUGUGUUCAUGAUGCACGGUAUUUUGUGCUCGUCCGAUUGCUGGGUAUUGUUGGGUCCUAACAAAGAUCUCUCAUUUUUAUUGGCUGAUGAAGGAUAUGAUGUGUGGGUUGGAAAUUACAGAGGAAAUACUUAUUGCAGAUCAAAUGUCAAAAUGUCUCCACGUGAUGCCAAUUUCUGGCAAUUUAGCUUUCACGAUGUAGGAGUAAAAGAUUUGCCAGUUAUGAUCGACUACGUGCUUAAUUAUACAAAAAGCAAAGAUCUGCAUUUUAUUGGUCAUUCGAUGGGAACUACUUCAGUUUUCGUCUUACUUUCCACGAAACCCGAAUACAAUGCAAAAAUAAAAUUAGGAAUUUGUCUUGCACCGAUUGCCUUUUGGAAAGAAGUGGGUCCUUCAGUCAAAUUUCUUGUUAGUAUAGCGCCACAGGUUAAGGAAUUUCUCGAUAUUCAUGAUAUAAAUGAAUUAUUUUCGUUAUCAUCGACAUCCAUCACGGCAGGAAGAUUAUUGUGUCCAGAUAAUAAUGUAAUUACUCAAGCUUUCUGUGUUACAUUAUUAUUCUCAAUCGCAGGAUCCGAUCCGGCACAACUUAAUACCACAAUAAUAACAGAAAUAUUUUCACAUUUUCCGGCCGGUACUUCGAAGAAAAAUUUAUUGCAUUACCUUCAAAAUGUUAUUACAGGUGAUUUUCAAGAUUUCGAUUACGGAUAUCUGGGUAAUAACAAGCGAUAUAAACAGGCAACACCUAUGAAAUAUAAUUUAAAAAAAGUCACUGCUCCCUUAGCUUUGUUUUAUGGUGCCAACGAUUUAAUCACUAUGAAUAAUCCUCUCCAGUUAUAUAAACAGUUGCCAAAUGCUAUCCUUAUAGAGAAAAAUUCGUACACACUGUUUACUCAUCUUGAUUUUAUAUGGGCCAUCGAUGCAAAAACUCUCCUAUACGAUCGUGUAAUAGAAGUGAUGCAAAAAUUUGAUAUUGAAUCAAACCCAUACCGGUUUUAGAUAGAAGAUAUACUGUGUUCGAAGGUCACAACAAGCAAUCGGUUUUGUAAAUCGCAGACGUAAGUUACGCCGAAUUCGCAAAUCAGCAAUUAAAUUCAAGGACCUCGAAACUCUCGAUUUCACAUCGAUUGAUUAAUAGUUUUUUCGUAAGUAUUUCGUUCCAGUCAAGGUAAUAAUUCAUGCAGACAACAAGCAUGUUUUAAAACCUGUAUCGAAAAGAUCUCUUUAUCAUCUUUUAGAUAUUUUAAAAUAUCUUUAGAUGUCUUCAUGUUCCUUAAUAGAUGUUACUUGAGACGCAUAUUUAUGUGUGAUUUGAAAAUGAAGAUUAUUAAUUAUAAUCCUAUUAUUAAUUAUAAGUAUUAAAUUAUAAUGUGUGUAUGUGAACGAAGAGAUUUAAUUCAUAUUAAAAUAAUUAGUCUAAACAUCUCUUUUUCUACUCAUAAAAAAAUGUUACUAGAAUUAUU
Molecule: messenger RNA, 2179 nt
Organism: Nylanderia fulva
Lineage: Eukaryota; Metazoa; Arthropoda; Insecta; Hymenoptera; Formicidae
Source: RefSeq, a predicted model, not a curated record